UGUGAUAAUUAAUUCUCUCAUCUCUAUUAAUUACAUCAUUGCCUUUUUCCUCUCUUUCCAAUCGUCUCGCUCAACAAGGCCUAAAUAUUAACCCAAAGGAUAUUAAUUAUAUUCUCUCGAUCGAUCAAUCAGUAAUUUAAUUUUCUGAUCAUCUGAAAAAUAUAUAUCGAAUAAAUCCAUUGUUUAAAUCAUCUUAAAAAAUGGGAGCAUGUGCAAGCAAACCUAAGGUCUUGGAGGGUACCGCUCCUGAAAAUGAAAAAUCAGAUUUGGCGAGAGAAGACAUGAAGAACAAUAAUAAGGAAGAAGGAAUUGUGGGUGAUGAUGUUGCCAAUAAGCCCCACUCUCUCAGUAAUUUGUUCAAGGAGAAUGAAGAAGGCCAAGGCUCAGAACAAGUGAAAGAGGAGACAUCUCAGACCACACAAGCUACUGAAUCCCAGCCAGAAGAAAUUGAAAAAGCUGCUGAUGCCCAUAUAAAGACUGAGAUAGAAGAAGUUGUAUCAAAGACAGAAACACCACAAGCUCAAACUUUUCUUGAAAAGACAACAGAUGAAAUAAAAUCGGAAGAGGAAGUUAUAAAACCAGAAACAGAAACUCCCAUGGAAAAGAAAGUAGAGGAACUAAAAGAAACAGUGGAGACUCCAACAGAGAAGAAAGUAGAGGAAGUAAAAGAAACAAUGGAAACUCCAACAGAGAAAAAAGUAGAGGAAGUAAAAGAAACAGUAGAGAUCACUCAAGAAGAGAAGAAAAUAGAAGAAAACUCUGAAACAAAAUCCGAAGCUCCAGUGAAGAAGAAAAUGGAAGAGAAACCAGUUAUGGAGGCAAAAAAACCUGUCAUUGAAGAAAAGAAAUCAGGAAAAUUUUGGUCGGACAAGUAAAUGGAGAUGCUUUGAAGGGCUAACAGUUGGUUCCUUGAUUACUUGAAAGUUGAAGGGUGUGGUUAAUUUAGAUGGUAUGAUCCUGAUUUUCUUAUUGAACAAGUUGGGAUGAGCAAGACUUAAUAUUUCAAUAUUCAUAUCAUUCAUCUCAUUAUCAUACAGUAUGAUUCAUACUAUGUUUUCACCUCGUACACUAGCACAUUUGAUGAUUCAUACUAUGUUUUCACCUCGUACACUAGCACAUUGGACACAAUCUACUUUUAAUUUUCUCUAUCAGUAACAAAAAUAUGUUUUAUU
Molecule: messenger RNA, 1172 nt
Organism: Lycium barbarum (goji berry)
Lineage: Eukaryota; Viridiplantae; Streptophyta; Magnoliopsida; Solanales; Solanaceae
Exons: 2
Coding region: 201-875 (224 amino acids)
Source: RefSeq, a predicted model, not a curated record